CACGAGUUUACGGUUUCACUGCUGGACUACCGAGUCCAUGUCCAACACCGAUUCAUUCAACCCGUUAAUGUAGGUAAAAACUCACGCUUCAUACGAAUCUCAAUUCCAAUUCAAAGCCUAACCCAAUUUAGAAUACGCACCUAAACUCCCGGUUUAGCGCGUGCGUGUGACCACCAGUACCACUUACCAGUCCUUGUUUGCAGAUUCUGAUCCCCUCUUUACACUCUUCUUCUCCCACAUAUAUAAGCUUCGGUUGACACUUAGAUCCUUCUCUUUUUAUUUUCCAAGGAAUCGAACCGAUAAACGAACCAACCCAUCAUCACUCUUCUGAGCUAAAGGAAAAGUUACCUGCUAUAUUUAUUAGACUCCUCGGAGACUAAGAAUGAGUCUAGCAUGUCUGGUUUGCCAUAGCGUCGAAAGUCCAUCACACUCAUUCAGGAGUUACUCUGUUUCAAGUUCGGAGAACGAAGGGAGAUGUUCUGCCAUAGCUAACUGCUUAGCCAGGAAAGCUCUUCCAGCGCCAAGAUCAGCUUCUUCAAUAGGGUCCACAUCCAAAGUCACCCCACAACCUUGUUUUCAAGGUGGCAUGGGAAUGGAAGGCACUCCACGGUUAGUCCGGAGUCGUGCCGUGAGAAGGGACCUUGUUCGAGACUGGAAUUUCGAUGAGGUGGCAAUGGAUCGUUAGUUCUUUUCUUUUUCUUUUUACUUUUUUUUUUUUUUUUUGUUUUUUUAAAUCCGA
This is a messenger RNA of Pistacia vera, 739 nucleotides long. RefSeq lists its product as uncharacterized. The transcript has 2 exons. The record is from RefSeq and is a predicted model, not a curated record. The coding region runs from base 383 to 685 and encodes 100 amino acids. Lineage: Eukaryota; Viridiplantae; Streptophyta; Magnoliopsida; Sapindales; Anacardiaceae.